AUGUUGGUGACCGACGUCGAUGACUGCGUUGUGUCCGUCGACAUCAACAUCGACGUGAAGGAGAGACUGGACGGAGCAUGCUACUCGCGCGAAGAGAAAACGUGUCCGUCGGAACUAGUCGACAUGUUCGUGUCGAUGUGA
Peronospora matthiolae is the source of this 141-nucleotide messenger RNA. Lineage: Eukaryota; Oomycota; Peronosporomycetes; Peronosporales; Peronosporaceae. The record is from the annotation of a GenBank genome assembly.